UCAAACACAUCCAAGACUUGACUGCAACAUUCACCUUAAAGCACAACCAUUGAAACAGCAUCCUUUCCCACCAUCCAUCUAAACAACCUCAACCACAACAAUGUGCUGCUCCCAACGUCGCCGCCAGCAACAGCAAGCUACGCUUUUCCUCCAACAAGAACCCUACCUCUCCUCCAUGGCUCAGCAAAAGUCCGUCACCCACCCCAACGCUGUCGAGGACCGAACUACCUCAGAGAAAGGAGAUGAAUUACCGCCGCCAUACACUGCGACUCCACAGAUUCUCAACCGGAACUCCUUCUCCUCCUCUUCCUCCUCCUACUCCUCAUCUGGGGACGAAGGCGCAGUCUCACCGGACGCUCUGCCCAGUUUCACGAGCAAGGAUGUACAUCCCGUUCAGCAGUCACCGGGCGGACACGAGACGGACCUGCAGCCGAUGGACCGUAAGGCGAGCUGGAAAGAAUGGAAAGCGCUGAAGAAGGCUCAGAAAGUGGCGAUGAAGGAGGAGAAGAGGAUGUGGAAAGCGGAGAGGAAGAUGGAGAAGGAGGUCUUGAAACGAGCGAGGAAGAGUGGCGGGGAAUGUCGUUGAAUUGGGACAGCGUAACCUUGGUCUCCUUCUUUAGAGCGAAGUAUCUUUCGUUGCAUCGUCUUCAUAC
Molecule: messenger RNA, 653 nt
Organism: Zymoseptoria tritici IPO323
Lineage: Eukaryota; Fungi; Ascomycota; Dothideomycetes; Mycosphaerellales; Mycosphaerellaceae
Exons: 1
Coding region: 101-586 (161 amino acids)
Source: RefSeq, a predicted model, not a curated record